AUGCUCAUUCGGGACACAAUUCUGCAACAUUUAGUUUCAAAUAGACUUAUAUUUGAGGAGCAAACUGGUUUUGUUCCAAACAAAUCAUGCACAACAAAUCUUAUUGAGACAAUUGACACAAUUACAUUUGAAACUGCAAAAGGUAAACCGUUUCGCGUCAUAUAUCUUGACUUCGCAAAGGCUUUUGAUAAAGUAGAACACAAAAGAUUGUUGACAAAGAUUAGAGCGUAUGGUAUAACUGGCAAAAUAUACAACUGGAAUGAAGUUUUCUUGCAAAUAGGAAACAAAGAGUUGCUAUUAGUAAUACAGUUUCAGAAUGGGUAUCAAUUACCAGUGGCGUGCCUCAGGGUUCCGUUUUGGGUUCAAUGUUGUUUCUGCUAUUCAUAA
This is a messenger RNA of Hydra vulgaris (swiftwater hydra), 387 nucleotides long. NCBI's taxonomy places the organism in Eukaryota, Metazoa, Cnidaria, Hydrozoa, Anthoathecata, Hydridae. The record is from RefSeq and is a predicted model, not a curated record.